Molecule: messenger RNA, 891 nt
Organism: Aspergillus pseudoviridinutans
Lineage: Eukaryota; Fungi; Ascomycota; Eurotiomycetes; Eurotiales; Aspergillaceae
Product: RTA1 domain-containing protein
Exons: 2
Coding region: 1-891 (296 amino acids)
Cellular component (GO): membrane
Source: RefSeq, a predicted model, not a curated record
AUGGCCUCAGACAAGGAUAACAUCUACUUCUACAAUCCCUCCCUCGGGGCAUCCGUCCUCUUCACCAUUAUCUACAUCAUCCCACUCCUCUACCAGUCAUACAUGACAUUCAUCUUCCCCCGGAAAGCCCAAACCCAACGGACCAAAUACUUCAUCCCGGCGGUCGUCGGUGCCGCGCUUGAAGUAGUGGGGUAUGCGCUCCGCUGCGCCAGCGUCAAGCAACCAGCGGAUAUCUCACUGUACGCCGUCUCCAACACCCUGAUUGUCAUCGCCCCGGUCUUUGUCUGCGCGAGUCUCUACAUGCUUCUUGGAAAGUUGGAGGCUAGCUCGGCGGAUGGGAGUGCCAAGAAGCCCGCGAACUUUCUCCGCGGGGGUUCGGGUAGAUGGCUGCCGUGGGUGUUUUUGUCAUUGGAUAUCCUUGCGGUCCUGACACAGGGGUCUGGGAGUGGGAUUGCCUCCUCGGGGAGCUGGAAGGGGUCGACCAAGGACGCGGGGAUUGGGGUGUUGAUUGGGGGGUUGGUGUUGCAGGUUGUCACGUUUGCGGCGUACCUGGUUAUUAUGGUCUGGUUUCAUUGGAGGGCGACGGUGGAGGGUUACCAGUUGGCUCAUGGGGUUCAAAUGGUCAUGAGGGGGAUUUAUAUUGCUGGAUUCUGUAUCAUGCUCCGCUCUAUCUAUCGUGUGUUUGAAUUUGCCUUUGGCAUUGAUUCGUACACGUUUACGCAUGAAUGGCCGUUGUAUGCGCUCGAGGCUGUUCCCAUGCUUAUCGCUUUGUUGGUCUUGGCCUGGUUCCAUCCGGCGCGAUGGUUGGCAAAGUCUGGGCUGGAGGGAGAGGAGAUCUCUCUGCGCAAGUCGUCAGGACUACGAAACACCGAAGAGCAAUCUCUAGCUUGA